AUGGUCGUGCGCAUGCUGCACAUUAUCGGCUUCUUCUUGCUUUUGGGGGCCUAUGCGGCCUAUGCGGAGCCAGUGAUGCGAAGGAACCCCGCGACUGAGCCGAAGCGCCAACCCCUCAUGCGCUCGCACAAGGACACAAGAGACACCAAGGUGCAAAGUAUGCGGCCGGCCUACCGGGGUUACCGUGCCCGUCACCCCAUCUUCACAUCCUUCGAGGAGGAGCAGGAGCUUCAGGAGCUUCAAGAGCUUCAGGAGCUUCAGGAGCUGGAUUUGGAGUGUGGGCUGGCCCCUUGGAGUACAUGGAGCAUCUGCACGCAGUGUGGAGGUCAGAGAAUUCGAACUCGGGAUGCUUUCGGAGUCGAAGCAUCCACAUUCUCUGGAGGUCAAGGUCUGCGAUGGUCCGGCGAGCUGCUUGUGAGGCGCUCGGGGCGCUACGUCUUCGUCCCCAACUUCCCCAAUUUCCCCAACGUGAACCAGGCGGUGAACCAGGCGGACCCGCAAGACCUUAGCCACGACGUCAACGACGGGAUCCACUUCACUUUGCAGGUCGGGGCAGGCUUGCGUGUCCUCACACGUAUGAACGCCGUGAACGUCGUGAACAGCUCGAAGUGGGUCCGCUGGCUGGCAAAAGGAACUCACUCGCUGGUGGUCGAGGCCAUGUACAGCGGGACGAGCGAAGGGAUUCCCUUGAAGUACCGGGGACCAGACACACACGACGAGCUCAUGGCUGUUCCCAAGACGGCGCUUCGCCAUGGCAUCGCCGCGCUUGGCGAGCAUUGCCAAAAGCGUGCGGUGGAGUCCCAGCCCUGCAGUGCAGUUGGAAAAUCCCGUGGAGGAAAAUCCCGUGACACAAACGUGUGCCGCGUGGACUGCCGAUGGGGGGACUGGGCGGAGUGGUCCAAGUGCGACAGCUGCGGCGGUAAGGAGAUUCGGAGCCGCGCCGUCGCAGCGCGCGCCUCCCAGUCCGGCACGGCCUGCGAGGGCACAAACUCGGAGCAGCGGAGCUGCAAGAACUGCGGGUUUUGGUGA
This is a messenger RNA of Symbiodinium natans, 1029 nucleotides long. The record is from the annotation of a GenBank genome assembly. NCBI's taxonomy places the organism in Eukaryota, Dinophyceae, Suessiales, Symbiodiniaceae.